AUUCAAAAUGCGAUAUUUCCAGACUCUCAAAAUAAAUUUCUUAUAAUAAAAGACAAAGCAAAGCAGUCUAAAGUUAAGAGGAUUAUUAAGAGCUUUAACUCUGCAUGUAAAAACGAUCAUAAAGGAAUAGUAAAAGUGACUACAACCAAAUAUAUAAAUUUUUUACCAGUAGAACAAAAUAAUCCUAGCGAAAAAUCCGAGAAAAACUAUAAUUUGGAUGAAUUGCCAUCAACCAGCGCAAGCUAUUUAUCAAAACAUGUACUUAAUGAAAAGGAAGCAAACAUUAUUCAGGGUGCUAAGUUUGUCGAAAACUCCGCUAAAACUUCUUCUUCUUAUGUAGCAACAAUAAGUCAACCUACAUUUAGUAAUACCAGUGAUUAUGUUGCAACAGUAUCAACUGCCUGCAAAGUAAAUGAAAACACACCAGUACCAAUUAAAUCCAGUCAUCUAGUUACAGCAGUAGUAACAGAAAAUAUACCUAUAUUAAGUAAGUUCAGUGAUCCUAUUGCUACAGUGUAUCCUGCCGAUAACACAUCUACAUCAAACAACUCCAGUUGUCCUGUUGCUACAGUAUCUCUUGCUUAUAUUGCAAAAGAAAACAAACAAACACCAAGCAAUUCCUGUCAUCCUCUUGCAACAGGAUCUUCUGCUGAAGUAACAACAGAAAACAAACUUACAGCAAGCGAAUCCUGUUAUUCUACUGCAACUGUAUCUUCUGAUGUAGUAACAGAAGACAUACUUACACCAACCGGGUCCAGUUAUUCUAUUACCACAGAAAACCAAAUUUCACCAAGCGUGUCCAUUUAUCCUACUGCUACAGAAGAGAAACUUUCACCAAGCAACGUCACUGGUCCUGUUGCAACUGCAUCUUUUGCUGAUGUAGUAACAGAAAACAAACUUAAACCAACCGAGUCCAGUUAUUCUAUUACUACAGAAAACAAACUUUCAUCAAGCGUGUCUAUUUAUCCUACUGCCACAGAAGACAAACUUUCACCAAGCAACGUCACUGGUCCUGUUGCAACUAUAUCUUCUGCUGAUGUAGUAACAGAAAACAAACUUACACCAACCGAGUCCAGUUAUUCUAUUACUGCAGAAAACAAACUUUUAUCAAGCGUGUCCAUUUAUCCUACUGCCACAGAAGACAAACUUUUACCAAGCAACGGCACUGGUCCUGUUGCAACUGUAUCUUCUGCUGAUAUAGUAACAGAAAACAAACUUACCACAAGCGAGUCCUGUUAUUCUACUGCAACCGUAUCUUCUGAUGUAGUAACAGAAGACAUACUUACACCAACCGGGUCCAGUUAUUCUAUUACCACAGAAAACCAAAUUUCACCAAGCGUGUCCAUUUAUCCUACUGCUACAGAAGAGAAACUUUCACCAAGCAACGUCACUGGUCCUGUUGCAACUGCAUCUUUUGCUGAUGUAGUAACAGAAAACAAACUUAAACCAACCGAGUCCAGUUAUUCUAUUACUACAGAAAACAAACUUUCAUCAAGCGUGUCUAUUUAUCCUACUGCCACAGAAGACAAACUUUCACCAAGCAACGUCACUGGUCCUGUUGCAACUAUAUCUUCUGCUGAUGUAGUAACAGAAAACAAACUUACACCAACCGAGUCCAGUUAUUCUAUUACUGCAGAAAACAAACUUUUAUCAAGCGUGUCCAUUUAUCCUACUGCCACAGAAGACAAACUUUUACCAAGCAACCUCACUGGUCCUGUUGCAACUGCUUCUUUUGCUGAUGUGGCAACAGAAAACAAACCUACAUCAAGCGAGUCCAAUUAUACUGCUGCAACCGUAUCUUCUGAUGUAGUAAUAGAAAACAAACCUACACCAACUAAAUCCAGUUGUCCAAUUACUACAGAAAAUAAACUUUCAUCAAGCGUGUCCAUUUAUCCUACUGUUACAGAAGACAAACUUUCCCCAAAUAAGCUCACUUGUCCUGUUGCAACUAUAUCUUUUGCUGAUAAAGUAACAGAAAACAAAUCUACAUCAAGUAAGUCUAGUUGUUCUGUUGUAAAAGAAAAUAAACUUACACCAAGGAAGUCCAAUUAUCCUGCUGCAAACUUAUCUUCUACUAAUAUAGUAGCUGAAAACAAAUCUACUCCAAGUAAGUCAAGUUAUCCUAUUGCUCAAGAAAACAAACUUUCACCAAGAAAGCCCACUUAUUCUGCUGCAACUGUAUCUUCUGCUGAUAUAAUAACAGAAAACGAAUCUAUUCCAAGCGAAUCCAGUUACUCUAUUACUACAGAAAACAAAGUUUCGCCAAGCAAGUCCAAUUGUCUUGAUGCAACCUUAUCUUCUUCUGAUAUAGCAACAGAAAACAAACUUACACCAAUCGAGUCCAGUAAUCCUGCUGAUAUCUUACCUACUGCUGAAAUAGUAAAAGAAAAUAUAUCUACAUUGCUUCAUUGGACUUGCUUCAGUUAUUCUAUAGAAACAGAACACAAUAUUACACCAAACAAGGCCAGUUAUUCUAUUACUACAGAAAACAAACUUUCACCAAGUAAGCCCGAUUAUAAUGCUGCAACGUUAUCUUCUGCUGAUAUAACAACAGAAAACAAACUUACACCAACCGAGUCCAGUUACCCUAUUACAACAGAAAACAAAGUUUCACCAAACAAGUCCGAUUAUAAUGCUGCAACGUUAUCUUCUACUGAUAUAACAACGGAAAGCAAGUUUACACCAAGUAAGUCAAGUUACCCUGUAGCAACUCACACCAAUAAACUCACACCAAUCAAGCCCAAUUAUCCAGUUGCAACAGUGUCACCUGCUUAUAUUAUAACAGAAAACAAAUCUACAAUAAGCAAGCCAAUUUAUCCCUUCGCAACAGUUUCUUCAGUUAAUGCAACUACAGGAAACAAAUCAACACUAAGAAAGCUAAGUAAACAUACUUCAAACACGUCAAAAUAUCCUAUUACACCAGAAUCGAUUGCUUAUAUAGCAGCAGAAAAGAAACUCAAACCAAGGAAGUUAUCCUACUAUCCUAUUGCAGUAGUGUCUCCAGCUUAUAGAGAUACAGGAAACAAAUCUGUACCUGGGGCAAUAGAGAAUAAACCUGCGCCAAACAACUUAUCCUGUUAUCCUACUGCAACAGUACCCCCGGUAGACAAAAUACCAGAAAACAAAGCUAUACUAAAUGAGUCGAAUUUUCCAAGUAUAGGACACAAAACUUCACCAAACAAGGCAAGUAAUCCUAUUGUAACAGUUUCUUCUACUAGCAUUAGCACAGAAACCAAACCUAAAGUAUCCUUUGCUUACAUAACAAAAGAAAAUAUACCUAUAAAAAACAAGAUAAGGCAUUCUGUAUCAACUCAGAACAAACCUUCACCAAACAAAACCAAUUAUCCUGUUGCAAAAGUGUCUCCCGCUUGCAGAACAACUGAAAACAAACCAUCACCAAGUAAAUCGAGUUAUCCGGAAUCAUCAAAAUCUACUGCUAACAUGGCAACGGAAAAUAAACUUUCACCAAGCAAGCCAAGUCAUCCCCCUGCAAUAGUAACAUCAGCUUACAUAAACGAAGAAAACAAACAUAUAUCAAGCAAAUCAAAUUAUCCUGUUACCGCAGACUCUCCUGAUUACAUAGCAACUGACAACAAAUCUACAUCAAGUAAUCCAAGUUAUCCUGUAGCAGAAGGUUCUCCUGUUUAUAAGACUGCAGAAAAUGAUUCCAAACCAAGCACGCAAAAUUUACCUAGUACACCAAUAUCUUCUGCUAACAUAACAAUUGAAAACAUACCUACGCAAAGCAAACCUCCUUAUCAUCUUCCUGUAGUUUCUUCUGAAUCUAUACCGACAGAAAGCAAUCCUAUGCCAAUCAAACCUGCUUAUCAACUUUCAACAAUUUCUUCUGGAUCUAUAUCGACAGAAAACAAUCCUGCUUUAAGCAAUUGCAUUUGCACUAAUCCUGUUGCAAUAGUGUCCCAUUCUUACAUAUCACCAGAAAACAUACCUACACCAAACACACCCAUUUAUCUUCCUAUAAUAGAUUCUCCUGUUUAUAUACCAACGGAAUGCAUAACUACGCCUACUAACAUUAGUUAUCCUAUUGCAACAGUAUCAACGGCAGCUAUUAAAAUACCUACUUCACAAAUAGUGGUAUCGCCAAUAUAUCCUCCUACAAUGAUAUAUAAUCAUCCACAAUUUACACCAUUCAAAUUGCCACAACCAAUAUAUCCAACCGCAAUAGUUAGAGCAACUAAUCAACACACUAUACCACAUAAGCCGCCAACUUAUCUUGAAAACGUAGAAGAUUUUAUUGCAAAGUCUGAACAGCAAACAACAUUUGUUACUAAAACACCAAUAAAGAAACGUAGUCAUCAUGAAGAUCUGUCCGGGGAUACUCUAGAACAAUUGUCUUCUUUGGAAGCGUUAACGAAACUAUUCGAUAAAAAAGCAAUACGAUUCACAGGCGAUAAAUCAGAUAAGUCUAAAAAAGAGAGACCAAUUUUGGGUGGCAGAUCUAUUGUUAAGCCAUUUGUCAAUGAUCCAGAACCUACUUCUUUGCAAAUACAGAAGAAAGAAAAUUUGAGUGAAAAUAAAACAAGCAUCCAACGUCGCAAAAUUAUUUAUCACUUCAAGUUCGGUUGCCAAGGUGAAGACGAUGCUAAGUUCUUGAGUGCAAAUGGAAUAGUUGUGAAUACGGUUAACGAAAUUAUACUUUGUGACAAAAUUAUUGGGCGAGUGUCAGUCUUCGACAGAAAUGGUAAUUUCAAGUAUAGUUUUGGUAGAAAGGCAACUUACUUCGUCAAUUUGGAGUGUCCUUUACGACUUAGAGUGAUGCCAGUCUGUAGUGAUAUCGUUUUGUUGGAUAAUUGUGAAACUAAAGGAAUUAUUAAGAUCUUUGAUAAAUUUGGAAAUUUAAAAAUCGAGUUCGGUGAAGGUCAAUUGAUUGGUGCUUGCUGUAUGACUGUAGAUUACUGUGGACGUAUACUUGUUAUGGAUUGUAAAUUGAACACAAUGUUUGUUUUUAAUGAAAAUGGUGGACUGCUUCAAUGGUUCUUUUGUCCCAAAUUAAUACACGCAACAGAUGUUAGAACCAAUGACAAAAAUGAGAUAUUUAUUACAGAUGACAUAGAUCAUUGCAUCAAAGUGUAUAACUAUCAAGGUUCAUAUCUACGUCAAAUCGGUGAUGAAAAAUAUAUAACUAAUCCUAUUGCGCUAGAUAUUAAUUCGGAUGGAAACCUUGUCGUGGGUAGUACAUCCAUGCAAUUUAAUAUCACGAUUUAUAAACAAACUGGAGAACUAGUCUGUGCUUACGAGGCGAAGCGUAUACAUUCAACCACAGUGAAUAUGGUACUCCUUGAUGAUAAAAAUGUUAUUGUUACUACUUCAGACUGCAUAGCUUAUAUGUAUCGUCUGGAUUAAAAGGUAUAACAUUUAUAAGAUUUUGAAAUAAUUUUGAUAUUAUUGCAUAUAUAAACACUGAAUAUAAUGCAAUUGUGACAUUAACAUAAGGACUGCUUUAUGCAUUAAUAAUAA
Molecule: messenger RNA, 5478 nt
Organism: Teleopsis dalmanni
Lineage: Eukaryota; Metazoa; Arthropoda; Insecta; Diptera; Diopsidae
Product: mucin-2-like
Exons: 1
Biological process (GO): negative regulation of translation
Molecular function (GO): translation repressor activity; mRNA 3'-UTR binding
Source: RefSeq, a predicted model, not a curated record